AUGAUUCCUAUCCCUGGAUAUAGCAUGUAUCAGGCGAGGCUACUGCAACACAACACACACCAGUUAAUACCUAUUCGUGUCAGUUGGCGUCGCUUCCCGCGUAGUCUGUUCCAGGCGUUCAAAUAGUAAAACACAGUGAUUGAGUUAAAUCGUACGCGGAGGAAACGAGGGGAGAGUGGGGCGAGAGCGAGGGAACUCUCCCUCUCUAGUCUCUCCCAUUUUUUUUUCCUCGUCAGUUUUUUGACCUCGCUCUAUUAUCUGAACGCCUGGAACAGCUGGCUACUUCUCUCGAGAAGUGACACUUGUGUUGCGUCACAUUUUUAGGAGUUGUUUUCACUAUCGUUCACGCAUUUUCCUCUACCUAACCUACGUUGCUGGCGGGUUUGUCUGGGAGGGGCAGCGGAAAGGAGUGCGAGGAGAGUAGAGUGCUUGCACACGCUUCGCUCGUGCUAUCACGGCUUUACUUCGCUUUUCACGCUUGCUGACCAGUCUAGCUAGGCAUGUAUCAGUAACUGUUAAGAAGAAAGAGACUUAAGACUCUAGAAGCUAAGAUGGUUGUAAAUUUGAAUUAAAUGUUCGCAUCGCGAAAGUCUACUACUGUAUUUUCCAAGCAGAUUUUCCAUCUUUAAGAGCCGUUGGCGCGUGCGAAUCACUACUAGAAAAACAAAAUAUUACAAAAAAAAAACGCUUUGUGAUGUUUGAGCAAGUGAGCUUCUUCCCUGCCUGUGCAAAAUUCGUCCAAGUUUGGCUGAUUUUCACUUAAACCACUGUGACGGGCCGGUCGUACUCGGAGUCGUAAACGGGUUCAUAGGCUUAAAGGGAGGAAUCGGAGUACCAAAACAAGAAUCGGAACGUUUUUAUCUUCCGACUCCGCUUACGACUCCGCCGCUUACAGUGUAGUGAAAACAAAAGGAAUAAACCAAUCACGGUACUCGGUCCCAAACACUGCUUCAUGUUGUGAAAGAUUGAUCUGUCGCUUCUCCUUAGUACAAGUGUGAAAACCUUGUAGUUGUCACUACUGACGUUGUAAGCGACAGAGUCGUAUGCGGAAUCUGACUUCUUUUUCACUUGAUCAUAACGCUUUGCACUUCUAAUUACGACUAGUGAAAACUGGACCAGCCUUAAGAGUUCCCGAAACUAUCCGUUAAUCGGAGUAAAUCUAAGAACUUUGUUCCAGUUUUGUUUCAGCAAGAAUUUAUUACUUCAAACAUCGGCAUUUUUCCUCAGAGACCUCAUGAGAAAAUUACGUUCUACUCAAUUUUUUAUUUAUUUUUUAUCCUGAAGAUAUUUUACCUUCUGGACGAAGACAAGAACUGGGGUUUGAAUAUGUCUGAACCAAAGAAAAAGCUGGAUGGGGCAAGGCCGCACUGUUUACCAAGAGCUCUCGUGCUGAUAAAUCCAGGCAAUCCAGCAGGUACAUUGGAUGUUUAUCAAUUUGUAAUUACGUGCAGUAAUAUUAAUGCAGGUGAUGAUGAUGAUGAUGAUAGCAAUGAUAAUAAAAUUUCUCUAUUUACUCUCAACAUUCUUUUAGCACACAGAUUAUUGCGUUCGAGCUUUCUUUUCACGGGGUGACCCUUAUCAAGGGGUGUUCGUUAUACCAGGGUGUUGUUUUUUCUCCUUUUUUUGAUGAAUUCCUCCUUAUACUGGGAUGUUCAUUAUCUAGGCAGUUGUUAAACUAGGGUGUUCGUUCUAUGGAGAUUCUACGUUAAACCGAGGUGUUCGUUAUAUCAAAGUUUAACUAUAAAAUGUAAACUUGUUCUGUCCUUCGUUUAUCCAUUAACUUUAGUCACGUUUGUUUCUUAUUUAUAUAUAGGUCAGGUGUUGACGUAUGAAGUCAUUCAAGAAGUAAUCAAGUUUUGUGCUAGUGAGAAGUUAGUUUUAUUCGCCGAUGAAGUUUACCAAGACAACGUGUACGCGGAGGGAGCCCAGUUUCACUCGUGCAAAAAAGUCCUCAGGGACCUGGGAGACGAGUAUAGCGGAUUUCAAUUGAUCUCUCUUCAUUCCAGUGCCAAAGGGUACACAGGCGAGUAA
Messenger RNA from Porites lobata, 2031 nucleotides. Lineage: Eukaryota; Metazoa; Cnidaria; Anthozoa; Scleractinia; Poritidae. The record is from the annotation of a GenBank genome assembly.